Prorocentrum cordatum is the source of this 2791-nucleotide messenger RNA. Lineage: Eukaryota; Dinophyceae; Prorocentrales; Prorocentraceae. The record is from the annotation of a GenBank genome assembly.
AUGGCGCUGGCCAGCCUGCCGCACAGCUUCUCCCGCAUCCGCGGCGCCGCCCGGGCGAACGUCGAGGCGCUGUCGCUGGCGCACCUGCUGGAGGCCACCACCCCGGAGCUGCACAACAGGAUCUGGCUGGCGGAGUGGCUGCGGCAGCAGCUGCCCAUCCGCUUCGCGCGGCGGAUCGAGGAGCUCGAGGGCUGGGCGCACGAGGGCGGCAGGAUCCCUGGGGGGCUCGCGGAUCUGGUGCGCUUGCCCCACGUGGUCGUGAGCAUCCCGCAGGUCAAGGCCGUGCUCGGGGCGUACCUGCAGACUUUCGAGGCCAUGGCCUCCCAUGCAGGGCGGCAAGACCGCAGGCUCGGUGAGGUUCGUCCUCCCUCCUUCCGCCCCUCGUGUGCCUCAUACCCCUCCCCCUCUGCCCUGCGGAGGGGGGUCCCGAGGCCAUGGGAGGGGAGGGGAUGGACGAACAUGACGACCUCUGCGGGCCGGGCGGCCCUGACCCAUCCGCCUGUUCGGACAGAGGAGGACGAGGCGCAGUUUCAGCAGGUCAUCCAGGCCGAGCUGCAGAAGCACCACAGCGGGACCAGGCUGGUGGCCGAGGGCUACAGGGAGGCCAGGCGACUAUAUCCGUCCAUCCGGCUCGACGGGUUCCUGGAUACCCAUUUUACCUCACGAAUAGCCACGAGGAUCCUCAUGGACAAUUACGUGGAGAUGCGGAGCCCUAGGGACGGUUUCGUCGGCGUCGUGCGCAAAGGCAUGCGCAUCAUGGACGUAGUGUGCGAGCUGGCCAGCGAGCUGGUCGACCUGGCCACUGCCGUCUACGGUGUGGCUCCGGAGGUCAGGUACCGCGGGGACCAGGACGUGGUUCUGGACUACAUCCCGCGGCACGUGAAGUACAUGGUGCGGGAGCUGCUCAAGAACGCCUUCCGGGCGACCGUGGAGCGGCAUCUCGAGAGGGGCGUCCAGGCGGGCGUGCCGCCGGUGGUGGUCGAGCUGCAGCAGGCGGACGGCCACGUGAUCAUCAAGAUCUCGGACCGGGGCGGCGGCCUCUCGAAGCGGGUGCAGCGCGAGGCUUGGCAGUACGGCUGGACCACCGUGCGGCCCAGGAGUGGGCUGCGCGAGGCGUCCAUGUUCGCGGAGGAGUCCUGCAGCUGGGACCGCACCGACGAGGCCGGCGUCCCGCCGGGCGCCCCCGCCGGCCCGCUGGCCCCCGCCGAGCUGGCCGGGUACGGCUUCGGCCUGCCGCUCACCCGCAUGCACGCGCAGUAUUUCGGCGCCCUGCCGGGGCACGGCGCCGACCUCUACCUCAUGCUGACCCACCUGGGCGUGGAGGGCCCCGGGUCUCAGGUCGACGACCUCGCCACGGACCUCUACACCGAGAUCUGGGGGGAGCCCCAGAGGCACAGGAGUCAUAACCUCGGCGACGAGAGUCAUAAGCUUUUCACGAAUGGGCGCCACGCCUGGCGGCGGCCGCCCGCCAUGGCCGCGGCGGCGCUGCCGGGUGCCGCCCCCGCGGCGCUUGCGGCCGCCCCGUGGGGGUCGCUGCUGGCCGGCUUGGGCCCGGCGGCGCCGGCGAGGCACGGGCUCGUCGUGACUCUGCCGGAAGCCGGGGACGUGGGCGCCGGCGCGCCCUGCCGGGCGGAGCUCCUCGAGCGCCAGCCGAUGCUGGCGGACCGCUUCUGCCUCCUGCUCGUGGGCCAGCGCGGCUCGGCGGCCCCGCGCCUCAAGUGGCUGGUCUCCGACAUCCCAGGCCUGCAGGACGGCGACGAGCCCGCCUGCGAGCCGUGCUGCUACGGCCUCGCGGGGAACUGGGCCGCCGUGGGGCGCGGCGAGGCCGCGGUGCCCUACGAGGCCGCGGCCGCGGGCGAGGCGCUGCUGCUGCUGCUCUUCGCGCAGCGCGGCGCCCCGGAGGCCGCGGCGCCGCCCGGCCUGCCGCGGGCGGGCGCCCCGCGGGAGCCCUUCCGCGUGGCCGACUUCGCGGGCCGCGAGGGCGUCGGCGGCCUCCUCGCCGCGGAGGCGCUCGCCGUCUGCGGCGGGGGCCCGCGCGGCCUCGCCGAGGAGGGGCCCCGGAGGCCCCUGGCGCACAGCCGGGGCGCGCCGCUGGAGGCCGACCCCUCGGGGCCUGCGACGCUGACCGCCGCGCUGCGCCGCACCGCCGGCGCGCUCCCGGACCGGGGGCUCACGAUCUACGACUCGUCGGGGAGGCCAUCGCGGCUCUGCUACAGCGAGCUGCUGGAGCAGGCGGAGCGCCUCGCUGCCGGGCUGUCGCGCCGGGCGGUGGGCCGGGAGCCCUCGGCGCUGCUGCAGCUGCCUGGGCUCGCCGCCCACUUUGCGGCCUUCUGGGGCUGCCUCCCAUGGCACGGUGCCCGUGGCGGUCGCCAUCCCGCCGAGCUACAGCGACACCGCGCACGCAGUCUGCGGCAAGAUUCGCAACGUGUGGCGGCUGCUGGGGGGCCCGCCGGUCCUCACGUCCGCCGCGCACGCGGCGAAGGUCGAGCAGCUGCGGGCCGCGGAGGGGAUGUCGCCGAUGGAGGUGGUGGCCGUGGAGCAGCUGGUCGAGCCUGGCGAUGCCGCGCGUCCCGCGCCCGCGGCGGUGCUGCCGUCUGACGUCGCGUUCUACCACUGAGCAGCGGGUCCACCGGGGUGCCGAAGUGCAUCCAGGUCGCGCACCGCGGCGUGGUGGCCCACGUGCGCGGCGAGGCCAGGUGCUGCGGCGUCACGCCCGAGGACGUGCAGCUCAACUUCCUGCCGCUGGACCACGUGGUGCCUAUCUCGGAGGAGGGCCAGUUGAGACAACGGC